Colossoma macropomum (tambaqui) is the source of this 2141-nucleotide messenger RNA. RefSeq names its product carbohydrate sulfotransferase 8. Gene Ontology annotation, cellular component: membrane. Lineage: Eukaryota; Metazoa; Chordata; Actinopteri; Characiformes; Serrasalmidae. Bases 312 to 1532 code for a protein of 406 amino acids. Gene Ontology annotation, molecular function: sulfotransferase activity. The transcript has 4 exons. The record is from RefSeq and is a predicted model, not a curated record. Gene Ontology annotation, biological process: carbohydrate biosynthetic process; proteoglycan biosynthetic process.
UCACCGCUCGGAGGAGAAGAGGCGCCUCAGGAUGUUCACACACACGACACGCCGUUAGACAGGCGGUAAAGUUAGACAUGGGGGUCGUGAGCGUCGUCGACUCAGACUAUUUUUGUUCAAGCAGUCCUGAGGUGUGUUUAUUUUGAGCCAUGUUCGAGUUUGGGACUCGUAUUCGCCUCACUUGCUGAAGCGUAUUUGGCGACUCGUUGAAUUUACUCGAGGUAAAGUGGGACUCACAAGUAGCUACACGGACUUUCUCAGCCUUAUGAAGACAAUUGAGGUUCCGGGCUUAGGGCCGAGGUCUGCAGGCCAUGCUGUGGCAAGACUGUAAAGGUGUGGAUUCCACCUGUGGGGGCAGAAGGCGUGUGCGCUCAGCCAUCAUCGCCAUGAGGCUGCCCUGCUCCUUCUGGUUCCUGCUGCUAUUCAGCACGGGAGGCCUCCUGCUCCUGCUACAUCUACAGGAUCUCACAGAGACCAUUCAGCAAAGUCCAGAUGCAAAGCUCAUAUUCCCUCAUGGGCAGUCGAUGAAUAAGGAGCUGUGUCCUCACUGUCCAGAUAUAGACAUACAGGGUUCUGUCCUCCCAGCGAAACUCCAACAGAUCACCAAGAACCACCGCAAACUCCUUCUGAAGAGCUCUUCUUCAUCAAAUCAGCAGCUCAUCAUCACCCCUGUUGGCAAAGCCGAGAAUAGCAUCAAAAGGCUGACCAAGGUCCAGCGGUCCCGUCGGAGGCUGAUGAGAGACGUAUGUGCCAAAUACAGAAGCAGCAGCAGUGCCAAGGCCGUGACCCGCCAACACGUGUCCCGCAUCUAUGUGGAGGACACGCACAAGCUCCUGUACUGUGAGGUUCCUAAGGCAGGCUGCUCCAACUGGAAGCGUGUGCUGAUGGUCCUGCAGGGCCAGGCGGUCUCCACAGGGGACAUUCAACACGAGCAGGUUCACUAUGGGAAUCACCUGAAGCGACUGGACUCCUUUGACCGCCAAGGCAUUGCCCAUCGCCUAAAGGCCUACACCAAAGUGCUCUUCUUGAGGGAACCCUUCGAGAGGCUUGUGUCAGCUUUUCGGGACAAGUUUGAGAGCCCAAACUCGUACUACCACCCGGUCUUUGGGAAGCCCAUCAUCUCGAAGUAUCGCAGUAACGCGUCACAGUUGGCCUUACGCACAGGAGAGGGAGUGACCUUCAAGGAGUUCGUCCAGUACUUGCUGGACGUUCACCGCCCAGUGGGCAUGGACAUCCACUGGGAGCCAGUGGUGCAGCUGUGCAGUCCUUGCCUGAUAGACUACGACUUCAUAGGCAAGUUCGAGACAAUAGAAGAAGAGGCCAAUUUGCUCCUGAGGCGUAUAGGAGCCCCCGCUAACCUAACCUUCCCCAGUUUUAAAGACAGGAACCCAAACGCAGCGAGGACUUCUGCACGAAUCACACAGGAAUAUUUUUCUCAGCUGAACUUAACAGAGAGGCAGAGAACCUAUGACUUUUACUUCAUGGAUUAUCUAAUGUUCAACUAUUCCAAGCCAUUUGCAGAUUUGUACUGAGGAGUUUGUGAAUGUAAAUACUGUUGGCGUCUUGUUUCAGUCGAGGUUCUCAUUACUCCUAUGAAACGGUAUAUAAAUAAUUAUUUUUUUAGAUUUUGUUCAAAAUUCUGUAAAUUCUGAUAUACAAUGGCUGUUUUUGCACACUCAUUACAAUAUUGCCAUAAAAGUAUAUUCUUCAAAGACUAGUCUUUACCAAUUUUGGGUCAGUAACAAAUCGAUUACUUAACAAACAUGUUAUGCAGUACUGUGCAUCAGGUCAGACACCCCACAUCAUUUAUUUCAUUUCCAGUCAAACAGCCAUUAAAUGGAAGUUAUUCAUUGUUCCAGUGUGAAGAAAGAAACUACUGGAAAUUACACAAAGCCCUAAAAACCAAACACAAUUUUUUUUUCACAUUUUUCAGUAUUAAGUGUGUCCGCUUACCUUUAUUACAGCUUUCAUUCUUUUUAGUAGACUUUCUUGCAGUUUUUCAGAGAAAUCUGCAGGGAUAUUGUUUAACUCCUCCAGAGUUUAGUCCUAGAAGUUUGUUGCAUUUUCUGCUUCUAACCAUCCAAAUAAUCCCAAACACAUUCAGUGAUGCUGAGCUCUGCCAGCAGCUUCUUUUAUGACUG